GUCUCUGCACCGUGCAGAAUCCGAGCCUGAUCAUUUAAAUAGAGCCUUCCUCUUUUUUAUCGCUAAAAUCGCCUGUUGGGUGCAACAUCUUUUUCUCAUUUGUUUCUUGCUGUGAAGAUGUCUCUGCUUUCAGAUCUUGUCAACCUCAAUCUCUCCGAGACCACUGAGAAGGUGAUCGCCGAGUACAUAUGGAUCGGUGGAUCGGGUAUGGACAUUAGAAGCAAAGCCAGGACUCUUCCUGGACCAGUUACUGAUCCUGCAAAACUUCCAAAGUGGAACUAUGAUGGUUCUAGCACAGGCCAAGCUCCUGGGGAUGACAGUGAAGUCAUCUUGCAUCCCCAAGCGAUUUUCAGGGAUCCAUUUAGGAGGGGCAAUAACAUUCUUGUUAUGUGUGAUGCCUAUACCCCGGCCGGAGAGCCUAUUUCAACAAAUAAGAGAUACAAUGCUGCAAAAGUUUUUAGCCAUCCUGACGUUGUUGCUGAAGAACCUUGGUAUGGUAUAGAGCAGGAGUACACCUUGUUGCAAAAAGAUGUAAAAUGGCCAAUGGGGUGGCCUCGCGGUGGUUAUCCUGGACCACAGGGUCCAUACUAUUGUGGUGUUGGUGCUGAUAAGGCCUUUGGCCGUGAUAUUGUGGAUUCUCAUUACAAAGCCUGUCUUUUUGCUGGCAUCAACAUCAGUGGUGUCAAUGGAGAAGUGAUGCCGGGACAGUGGGAAUUCCAAGUUGGCCCAGUCGCUGGUAUCUCUGCAGGAGAUGAGCUCUGGGUUGCUCGUUAUAUUCUAGAGAGGAUUACAGAGAUAGCUGGAGUAACACUUACCUUUGAUCCCAAACCUAUUGAGGGCGACUGGAAUGGGGCUGGUGCGCACACUAAUUAUAGCACCAAGUCCAUGAGAACUGAUGGAGGGUACGAAGUCAUAAAAAAAGCUAUUGAAAAGCUCGGAUUGAAGCACAAAGAGCACAUUGCAGCUUAUGGGGAGGGCAACGACCGCCGUCUCACCGGAAAGCAUGAAACAGCAGACAUCAAAAACUUCUUAUGGGGAGUGGCAAACCGAGGAGCCUCCGUUAGAGUUGGUAGAGAGACAGAGAGAAAUGGGAAAGGUUAUUUCGAGGACAGGAGGCCUGCUUCUAACAUGGAUCCAUAUGUGGUGACCUCCAUGAUUGCAGAGACCACCAUCCUCUGGCAUCCAUGAGAACAGUAUUCAAACCAUUCCCUUGUUUAAAAGGUCCAGCAUUACCAAGUUGUGCCCUCUUUUGUUCCAUUAAGUAUUUGCCUCUACUUCUUGCCUGUGUUUGGACAAGAAUAAUACAUAAAUGGGCAAAUAAUAAUUGGAAUCUUAACGUAUUAGCCUAAUAGUUAUUGGCCAUUGUUUCUUUUUGGUAUCUUUGUUUUCUUAUGUGAAUAACAUGGAACUGAAACUGUCCAUA
Carya illinoinensis is the source of this 1423-nucleotide messenger RNA. RefSeq names its product glutamine synthetase nodule isozyme-like. NCBI's taxonomy places the organism in Eukaryota, Viridiplantae, Streptophyta, Magnoliopsida, Fagales, Juglandaceae. The transcript is spliced from 12 exons. Gene Ontology annotation, molecular function: glutamine synthetase activity. The record is from RefSeq and is a predicted model, not a curated record. The coding region runs from base 118 to 1188 and encodes 356 amino acids. Gene Ontology annotation, cellular component: cytoplasm.